Messenger RNA from Oryza brachyantha (malo sina), 1916 nucleotides. RefSeq lists its product as uncharacterized. Bases 93 to 1202 code for a protein of 369 amino acids. The transcript has 11 exons. Lineage: Eukaryota; Viridiplantae; Streptophyta; Magnoliopsida; Poales; Poaceae. The record is from RefSeq and is a predicted model, not a curated record.
GACGGCCACACGAUAUUUUUCCCGGGGUUGCACACAAAAUCCAGUGGGGGCUCGGUGCCACUGCCAUCCACCGGCGAUCUCGGCGGCCGCCAAUGGCCUCCGCCGCCGCAGCAGCGGGUAAGCCCCUCCCGUUCCUCGCCACCGCCGCAGCCACUUCACGGUCCCCACUUCCCCUCCUCCCCGCAGCACGGCCGGCCCCAACGACGUCGUCCCGCUUCGGCGGCCCUCCCGCUCCUGCGCCGGUGCCUGCCACUCCUCGCCGGCGCGGCGCGCACGGCGCUCGGACUGUCCGGUCUGUUCUCCCUCCCCGCAAGGGUAGUUCUCCCUCGGCGGCGACCGCGGCAGGAGGCAUGUCUGACCCUGAGCUAAGGAUGGUGCUCGAGCUCGCAACCGACGAGGAGCUGAUGGAGUUUGAGGAGAUCCUCUACGGUACCAGCUAUUUUAGCCCACUGCUGAAAUCAAUUGCAAAAAGACCCAAUUCAGAUUAUGUCGAUGUUUUGGAUGAUAUAGAGGAGAGAGAUAUUUUCAUCUCAAAAUUGGAAUCGAGGUUCCUGUAUCUUGCUGCUGAUGCUCGCUCAAUCAUAAGGGGAUGUAGACCAUCAUACAGGAAUGUCUUACUUGGAGUGAGAAGAGAACUCGGUGUUCGCUGCUCUAGUAAAUUAUGCACAGCAGACCUUGAGGCAGAAAUAUUUCUUCACCUCCUGGAUGAAUAUUCGAGCCGUCAGAAAGGCCCAGAUUUAUUUCCAUGGAACAAACAGAAACCUCCAAAAGAAAACUCUAGCCUUGGAGUUAACAAGUGGAUGGUGCUUACUAAUUCUGCUUGGAAGAUUGGAGCAAAGGGACUUGAAAGUGCAUUCUUGAAGGGUGGUAGCGCAUUGACUCUGAAAAUGAUCUAUGAAUCGUUAGCCAAGAGGCUAUCUGGAAAGAUGCUGAUGGAAGCUGGUAAAUAUGAGAUUAAGAAAGAACUUCUAAAGCAGGGUGGACGAUUAGCUGCUGCUAAUCUGGAGUCUCGAGCUGGUUUGCUUGCAGCUAGGCAGGGUUUGGCACGUGCAACGUCAAGAUAUGUUGGUCUUAGGAGCGUCAUGACAUUUCUUGGACCAAUAAUGUGGGGAACACUCUUGGCUGAUAUUGUGAUCCAAAUGCUUGGGACAGACUAUGCUAGAAUUGUGCAGGCGAUCUAUGCUUUUGCUCAGCCUUUGUGACAGAUUCGACUGACUAGGACAUGUUACAUCGAAUCUCAUGAAGAAUAACCAAGAGUGCGACAUUUCUGGGCACAUAAUGUGUACAUUCUGAUCAUGCAGUGAUUCUCCAUGAGGACUCGAGGACCGUAAGUUCAUACUUUCCAGAGAAGUUCUGCAGCUGAUGUAAGUGCAUAGAUGUUACAUGACUGAACAUUUGAUAGAUGCUAAGUACUAGGUAGGGUAGAUGACUAGAUGGCAUAGAGCACACAAAUCAUCUAUCCUUUUGAAUUCACCAAGUUUUAAGAUUGCUUCUUAGGUGAGAGCUAGCCAUAUUAAAGGCCCGGAAAAAUAUUGUAAUUGUAUUUAAGAAAUAGUUCACAAUGGCCAUUAGGGCCACCUACUCCUAAACGCGGUAGUUGUGAAUGAAUAUACAUCCGCUUCACACUUCCACGGGGGGCCGAAGUUGUAGACCAUGCAUUCCAUUCUGUUCCAGUUAAUAAUGCAACAAACGGUUCUCUUGAUCUUAAACUAUUGUCCCCAUAACAUUCAGUUAGGCAAGGCAUACUUCAUUGGCAUUAGUCCAUGCUUAUCCAGCCAUAUCUUACAGAUACGCUUACAUGUAAACACCAGGGCAGAAUUUGCAUGUGGCACCCUGCUUAUUCCCCUAAUCAAAACACUAGCCACUAAUUUGUCAAUACAGUUAAUAUAUCUUUGUUCAAAAUGGCAGCAUUUAUG